GCGAGGGGGCGGCGGAUGGCUCUGCGGGGCCCAGCGGGCCUGGGGCCCGGCUCUCGAAAGCCGUCGGACGAGGCGGUGGCGGCUGCCGAGGGACGCGAGGCGCCGGCCCUUGUGGCUCCGAGAGCCUCGCCGGAGGACGAUGAAGAGGACGAUGGCCGCGGCCGGGGCCUGCUGCGCUGGGACGGCUUUUCGGCCUGGCUGCACUGCGUGUGUGUGGUGGGCUUCGACCUGGAGCUGGGCCAGGCCGUGGAGGUAAUUUAUCCUCAACAUUCCAAACUUACUGACAAAGAAAAAACCAAUAUUUGCUAUUUGUCUUUUCCAGAUUCAAAUUCAGGUUGUCUUGGAGAUACCCAGUUUUGUUUUAGAUUUCGACAGUCUUCUGGGAGGAGGGUAUCACUGCAUUGUCUCCUGGAUCAAUUUGACAAAGAUUUACCAGUUUACUUAAAGAAGGAUCCUGCUUAUUUCUACGGAUAUGUGUAUUUCCGACAAGUUCGAGAUAAAACUCUAAAAAGAGGUUACUUUCAGAAGUCAUUGGUUUUGAUCAGCAAGCUACCUUAUAUUCAUUUUUUUCACACUGUGCUCAAACAGAUAGCACCAGAGUAUUUUGAAAAGAGUGAACCUUAUUUGGAAGCAGCUUGUAAUGAUGUUGAUCGAUGGCCUGCCCCAGUGCCAGGGAAAACAUUACAACUGCCUAUCAUGGGGGUGGUAAUGAAGGUACGGAUUCCCACAUGUCAUGACAAGCCUGGGACAACACAAAUAGUGCAGUUAACUCAGCAGGCAGACACACUUAUAUCUGUUAUUUUACCUACUGUUCAUGAGGUGGAUCUUUUCAGGUGUUUCUGCCCAGUUUUCCUUCAUAGUCAGAUGCUCUGGGAACUGGUGCUAUUGGGGGAGCCCCUUGUGGUCAUGGCACCGUCACCAUCGGAGUCUUCAGAGACUGUGUUGGCACUUGUUAACUGUAUUUCUCCGUUAAAGUACUUCAGUGAUUUCCGACCUUAUUUCACUAUUCAUGAUAGUGAAUUCAAAGAAUAUACUACCCGUACUCAAGCUCCGCCUUCAGUCAUAUUAGGAGUAACCAAUCCUUUUUUUGCUAAAACCCUCCAGCACUGGCCACACAUUAUUCGAAUAGGAGACCUUAAACCUGCAGGUGAAAUUCCUAAGCAGGUGAAAGUGAAAAAAUUGAAGAACCUAAAGACUCUGGAUUCUAAACCUGGAGUUUAUACCUCUUAUAAGCCAUAUCUAAAUAGAGAUGAAGAGAUCAUAAAACAAUUACAGAAGGAAAGAUAUGUGGCAAGUUUGAUGCCUUUGCAGAAAAGUAUUUCUCCAUGGAAGAGUCCACCCCAAUUAAGACAGUUUCUUCCAGAAGAAUUUAUGAAAACACUUGAGAAAACAGGACCUCAACUAACCUCUAGAAUAAAAGGCGAUUGGAUUGGACUCUACCGGCAUUUCCUAAAGUCUCCAAAUUUUGAUGGCUGGUUUAAGGCCCGGCGGAAGGAAAUGACCCAAAAAUUGGAGGCACUUCAUCUAGAAGCUCUUUGUGAAGAGGACUUACUUCUCUGGAUCCAGAAACACACAGAAGUAGAAACAGUAGACCUUGUAUUGAAGCUGAAAAAUAAGCUGUUGCAGGCUGAUCGAGAGUGUUUACCUGUGAAACCUGACACUGUGGAAAAGUUACGGACACAUAUAGAUGCAAUUAUCUUAGCAUUGCCAGAAGAUCUGCAAGGCAUACUACUCAAAACGGGCAUGACAUGAUAUUUGCCAGAACUUUCCCAUCCAGAAAGGAUUGUGCACCAUGAAGCAUGACAUUUCAACCAGACGCACAAAAAGGCGGUCUCUCAGUGGCAGAAGAGUGGAAAAUAGCUGUGAAUGCUAGAUACAGGGUGGAAAGACUGUAUUGUAUAAACAGACCUUUUUAGUGCAUUAUUUUUAAAAAUGGAUAUCUGUGGUGGUUCCACUUUAGUACUGAAACACCGAAAGGCAUUUCUAUAUUUUUAAUCAUGUUCUAAAGUGCUCUUAUGAGAGACCUGUGGGGCCAUCAGUAUUAGUGAUUCCAUACUGCAGUGCUGGCAUUGCAGAUAUUUUUUUAAAUUGGUGCUGUUUUGCCCAAUCAUGUUAAAACUCAGGGGGAUAUAAAAAUAACAUUCACACUGGCUGUCUUCUUAAGAAGGAAAAGACUGAACUGUCCAACUAUAGUUAGAAAUAAUUGAUGCUUAUGUAGUGCCUUCUGUUGUCCUACAUGUUUCACGAAGUCCAGCUGCUAGUCUUAAAGCUUUUUCUUGGCUUGAUUAUGAUACGUAGUUUUAUAAGGCAUUCUGUCAAGUGAUCAUUGCUUAAAAAUGCUUCUUGCUAUCCAUCAUGUUUAUUAGUAGGCAUGGUGGGGUUUUUCUCAAUUGUCAUGUAGGUUUUCGUUUCACUAUUUUCCUUUUUUUAAAAUGUGUAUAUUUAAUAUAUACAUGAGAGACACCCUGGGAAUGAAUGG
Molecule: messenger RNA, 2479 nt
Organism: Propithecus coquereli (Coquerel's sifaka)
Lineage: Eukaryota; Metazoa; Chordata; Mammalia; Primates; Indriidae
Gene: DENND6A
Product: DENN/MADD domain containing 6A
Exons: 19
Coding region: 16-1752 (578 amino acids)
Cellular component (GO): recycling endosome
Molecular function (GO): guanyl-nucleotide exchange factor activity
Source: RefSeq, a predicted model, not a curated record